Trifolium pratense (red clover) is the source of this 689-nucleotide messenger RNA. RefSeq names its product F-box/FBD/LRR-repeat protein At5g56420-like. The record is from RefSeq and is a predicted model, not a curated record. NCBI's taxonomy places the organism in Eukaryota, Viridiplantae, Streptophyta, Magnoliopsida, Fabales, Fabaceae. The coding region runs from base 53 to 535 and encodes 160 amino acids. The transcript has 2 exons.
GAGAAAGUUCAAAACUUUGUCAAACUUGGUCAGAGCAGAUGCUAUUCACGUGAUGAUGAUGCAUUCUCAUGUUCCUGUGAGAAUUUUCUGUAAUGCAGAGUUUCUACGCGUAGAUGAGUUCUGGGAUGUAGACAUUCCUACAUUUCCCAAUUUAAUUCACAUGGAGCUUAGCUUAAGAUCCAAUGAUCAAUGGAAAUCGGUGUUUGAUAUACUCAAUCAUUGCCCUCAACUCCAAACUUUUGUCAUUGAAAACGUAUUUUGGUCUACUGACACUGGGAGUGGGAUUUGGCCAGACACGCAUGUUGUUGUUCCCGAAUGCUUCUCUUCACAGCUCAGGAAGUGUGUUUUUAUAGAUUUUACUGGCAGAGAAUGUGAAAUGAGAUUUGUCAAGUUUGUUAUGCAAAAUUCAACAUUGUUACGCACCAUGGCGAUUUUCAGUAAGCCUGACCUAAUUCAUGAAGAAACACAUGAAAUGUUAAAAGAACUAGCCUCAUGCCCAAGGAGCUCAGCAGCCUGUGAACUUCUCUUUAUGUAAUUUUUAUGCUUGUUAGUAGUUGUAAAUUAUUGACUGCAUUUUUAUUUAGUUCUAUGUCUAUCUUACAUAGUGGCAUUAAACCUUUGUUGUUGCUACAUUACAUAUAAUGUGUCUGCUGCUUUCUGAAGGACAUAAAUUAUGUGUUGUUGUGAUU